Messenger RNA from Argentina anserina (silverweed cinquefoil), 500 nucleotides. RefSeq names its product EPIDERMAL PATTERNING FACTOR-like protein 6. The transcript has 3 exons. Lineage: Eukaryota; Viridiplantae; Streptophyta; Magnoliopsida; Rosales; Rosaceae. The record is from RefSeq and is a predicted model, not a curated record. The coding region runs from base 41 to 427 and encodes 128 amino acids. Gene Ontology annotation, biological process: guard cell differentiation; stomatal complex development.
UCUCUCUUCCCCUACAAUUUGCAUCUCUUUCACUGUAAAAAUGAAGACCUCAAGGAUAUCCAGCUUCAUUCUACUGGUUUCUCUUCUAAGUUGGGUUUCUGUGACAAUCAGCAAGCCUUUUCCUUAUCAACCAGACCAAUCCCAUCAUCCCAAAGGACUGAAAGGAGCAACCUUUGGCUCAAAACAGGGAGUUGAUCAGAGAAGCUUUGAAGGAGUGAAGGAGAACUAUGCGGAAGAGGAGUACUAUAGAGGGCUCAUGACAAGGCUUGGGUCAAUUCCACCAAACUGUGCUCACAGAUGUGAAAGGUGUGUCCCUUGUGUUCCAGUUCAGACGCCCACAACCGCUGACCACGUUGGAGUUCAAUAUGCCAAUUAUGAGCCUGAAGGAUGGAGAUGCAAGUGUGGCUCCACUUUCUUUAACCCAUAAAUGUCUAUGCAUGUCUCAGAAGUGAGAUUCAACUGCUAUUUUUGGAACUUGUUAUUUAAACAUCACGACCUUU